AGAGAGCAGCAAAUUGUUGGGCGGUUACGUUUGUGCGCAACCUACAAUUUGUUCUAAAGAUGAGGAAAUGGUUGAUGAGAAUCCAGCCUUUUAUCAAUGUUGCUAGUGUCUUGUCUAUCCAGGAGUUAAUGAACUCCAUGCCGAGGCGUUGUUACGAUGAAGACGGUGUAGUUCAUCCUGUUUUAAGUAAGGUAGAUGGAGUUUCAAAUGUGUAUGUUCUUGCCAAUCAUUUUCGAGCGAGUGGAACAGUAUAUGAAGAAGAUUGUCCCAUCACUGAGGCGCAUGUUUACCUGGAUGAGAGCAGAACUACAGAGGGAUGUGGGAGAAUUAUUCCAAGCAUUUGUGAAGUUCAUUCUGUCUAUGAUUACAUAGAUAAAUAUGAACUCAUGGCGUCUUGUGAUGAACCAAAAGACAAAAAUAUUCCAAUGGACCAUGAAGAUGAUAUGACAGACGAAGAGUUUGAAGCUCCUACUUCUGGAAAGGCAAACAAGAGGAAAGACAAUGAAGGAGCAGGGGCUAGUGGUUGUAAGUCAACCAAGAAGGCAAGGUCUUGGGUUUGGGAUCAUUUCACCAGAAAAGAGAAGGUUGUAGACAAAUGUAAUUGCAAUUACUGUGGGAAAGAGUUGGCGUGUCCAACCAAGUCAGGAACCUCCACGUUGAAGAAGCAUAUUGAAAAUACCUGCAAGGCAUUCCAGGUAUGGAAAAGUGCUAAUAUACAUCAAACUCAAACAGUUUUAACUCCUGAUGGUUCUGGUGGCUGUGUUAGAGUUAGUAAAGUCAGUGAAGCAGUUUUUAAAGAAGCAUCUAAUGAGCUGUUAGUUUUAGCUGAGUUACCUUUAGCUUUUAUAGAGUGCUUAGCUUGGAGACAUUUUUGCUCCAAAGUUCAAUUGUAUAAGCCUCAUUCUCGGAGAACAGCUACAAGAGAGAUUGUUGAGGUUUAUGUCACUAAGAAAGCUGCCAUGAAGAAGAUUAUUGAGAACAAUAAGCAGAGGCUGUCAUUGACUACAGAUAUAUGGGUUUGUCCCAAUACUUCAGCUAGUUAUAUGGUAGUAACAGCUCACUUUAUUGAUAAUAUGUGGGAGUUGAAGAAGUUGAUAAUAAGCUUCAAGCAUGUAGAAGAUCAUAAGGGUCAGACAAUAUGUGAUACUCUUAUGGCUUGUUUAGCUGAGUGGGGUAUAAAGAGAAUAUUCUGCAUCACUGUUGAUAAUGCUACAGCCAAUAGUUCAGCUAUGACCAAAUUCAAGAAAGAAAUGCUGCGGGUGUAUGGAAGUGAAGCUUUGAUACUUAAAGGUGAGUAUUUGCAUUUGCGGUGUGCUACUCACAUUCUGAAUUUGGUGGUGAAGGAAGGAUUAACAGAGAUUGAUAGCUGUGUGGCUGCUAUUCGCAAUGGCAUCACCUAUGUGAGGUCUUCGACACCUAGACUGAAAUCUUUUGAUUUUAGAGUUGAAACAGGGAAGCUGCAAAGGGGAAGCCUACCUUUAGAUGUCAAGACCAGAUGGAAUUCGACAUAUCUCAUGCUAGACCAAGCUCUAAAGUUCAGAAUAGCAUUUGAGAGGAUGGAGGCUGAGGAUAAACCAUAUAAUGAUUACUUUCUGGAAAAAGAGGAUGGAAAAAAGAGGAUUGGACCAGCUGUGAGAGAUGACUGGGAGAAAGUUGACAGGUUAGUUCAGAUUCUUGAGAUUUUCUAUAAGUCCACAUUGGUUCUUUCAGCUUCAAACUAUGUUGCAGCUCAUAAACUCUACAAUGAGAUAGUCUCCAUUACUAGAAACCUAGGUGCAUUAAGAUACAAUGAUGAUGGCCUAAAGAAUAAAGCCGAGGCUAUGUUAGCAAAGUUGGGUAAGUAUUGGGAUGCAUUUGGGGAGAAAGUUGAAAUGAAUAGGCUUGUGAUAGUGGCAAGUGUGUUUGACCCGAGGAAGAAAAUGAAAUUUGCUGAGUUAUGUUUUGAAAGGCUAUAUGGUAAAGGUACUGUGGAGGCUACUCAUCUUUCAGAUUCAGUUUAUGGCAUCAUCACUGAUUUGUAUGAUGAGUAUACAAGAAACAGUUUAGCUAAUAAAACUGGUAGUGGUAGUGGUACUGCUGGGUCAUCUACGCAGUCAGAAAAUGCAUGGAGCCAGAGUCAGUCUCAGUCUCAAGAUCAAGGUCAAUACUGGAAGUAUCCGAUUCUCUCACUCAUUGCUAAAGAUAUACUUGCAAUGCAAGUCUCAUCCGUAGCAUCAGAAUCCGCAUUUAGCACAAGUGGUAGAGUUGUGAGUCCUUUCAGGAGCUGUCUCUCACAUUACAUGGUGGAAGUGUUGAUGUGCGUUGAGCAAUGGCUAAAAUGUGAAAUCCAUAUCAAUGAAAGAGGCGUCUCCACAAUACAACAACUACUUAAGGACAUCACGUUGGAAGAUGAUCUUAUGAGAAAGCAUGAACUAGGUGAACCAGAAUUUGUUUUCAAUAUGCAAGGUCAAGGAGCUGAUAGCCUUUAAAAUGAAUGAGUGAGAUACAAAGGUUCAUGCGGGUCAAGGAGAGUGAGAUUGUCUACUUCUAGUUUUCAUGAAUGUGUAAUGUGUCCUCUCCAGUUUUCUACUUCGGCACUUCUUCUUGUCAACUUGUCUUUUUUUCUUGGAUUUGAAUCAUGUGUAUUUGAAAUGUUCUAUGCAUUUUAUGUCUUUAAGACUUUUAACUCUUUAUAUUUGGAUGAUUUGAAUUGGAUGUUUAAGACGUAUUUAAAUGCUUUAGGUUUUAUUCUGUUCAAUUAGAGUGUAACAGAAGAACCACAAUGUAAAAAAUUUAUACCACAGUG
Arabidopsis arenosa is the source of this 2785-nucleotide messenger RNA. Lineage: Eukaryota; Viridiplantae; Streptophyta; Magnoliopsida; Brassicales; Brassicaceae. The record is from the annotation of a GenBank genome assembly.